Molecule: messenger RNA, 705 nt
Organism: Botrytis sinoallii
Lineage: Eukaryota; Fungi; Ascomycota; Leotiomycetes; Helotiales; Sclerotiniaceae
Exons: 2
Coding region: 1-705 (234 amino acids)
Biological process (GO): negative regulation of transcription by RNA polymerase II
Cellular component (GO): transcription repressor complex; nucleus
Molecular function (GO): protein binding
Source: RefSeq, a predicted model, not a curated record
AUGAUAGCUUCCGAUUUUAAUAAUCAAACAAUCCGGCUCUGGGAUAUUGCAACAAAUAAAUCGCUUCAAAUACUCGAAGGUCAUUCGGGUUCGGUUUAUUCGGUUGCUUUUUCGCUGGAUAGUAAAGUGAUAGCUUCCAGUUUUAGCAAUCAAACAAUCCGGCUCUGGAAUAUCAUAACAGACGAAUUGCUUCAAACACUUGAAGGUUAUUCGGAUUCAAUUUAUUCGAUUGCUUUUUCGCCAGAUAAUAAAGUGGUAGCUUCUAACUCUAACGAUAAAACGAUCUGGCUUUGGGAUGUUAAUAUCACAACAAGCGAAUCGCUUCAAACACUUGAGAGUCAUUCGGAUUCAAUUUAUUCGAUUACUUUUUCGCUAAAUAAUAAAGUGAUAGCUUCCGGCUCUAGCAAUAAAACAAUCCGGCUCUGGGAUGUCGCAACAAGCGAAUCGCUUCAAACACUCGAAGGCUAUUCAGGCCUAGAGGCAUCUUCAGCCUUUGAACGCUACUCUAUAUCAAACCAUUGGAUAGUUGAAAUAGUAGAUAGAGAAAUGCGAAAUACGAUUUGGCUACCUCCAGAGUGUCGAUUAUCUAGUACAUCUUGUUAUAAGGGAAUUCUAGCUCUAGAAGUUCCUUCCGGUUGUAUUUUCAUCUUGAAGCUUGAGUAUGAAAGUUUUACAUCCUCUAGAUCAAAACAAGCUUUAGUUUAA